This is a messenger RNA of Misgurnus anguillicaudatus (oriental weatherfish), 3180 nucleotides long. RefSeq names its product polo-like kinase 3 (Drosophila) (gene plk3). NCBI's taxonomy places the organism in Eukaryota, Metazoa, Chordata, Actinopteri, Cypriniformes, Cobitidae. Gene Ontology annotation, biological process: protein phosphorylation; Golgi disassembly; mitotic spindle organization. The record is from RefSeq and is a predicted model, not a curated record. Gene Ontology annotation, cellular component: cytoplasm; nucleus; centrosome. Gene Ontology annotation, molecular function: protein serine/threonine kinase activity; ATP binding; protein binding.
AGUUUCUGGGCAUGUUUGACUCACAGGACUGGAGAAUUUCGCCCGGCAGGUUUUAGGACUGACACAAAGGAGUUUCCAGGGCGAAGGGUCUCUAUUAAUGAAUGGAUACUGCUUGUUUUACCACAGCGCAGCGUUUUUCCUGUAAAAUGAUGAAUCCGGAUUUGUUCAAGCCGUCCCCGGACCGUCCUCAAGCGGCUCAGCCAGCCGCCAAACCGAACCGGAGUAAAACCGAACACGUUAAGCCGGAGCUCGCGCAGGUGGUGGUGGACGCGAAGACCGGAAGAUCGUACAGUAAAGGAAAGCUUUUGGGAAAGGGUGGGUUUGCACGAUGUUAUGAAAUGACGGACCUUGCCAGCAACAAGAUGUAUGCAGUCAAGGUUAUCCCACAAAGCAGAGUUUCAAAGCCACACCAGAGAGAGAAGAUCAUUAAUGAAAUCGAGCUUCACAAGAGCCUCCAUCAUAAGCACGUAGUGAAGUUUUCUCAUCAUUUUGAGGACCAAGACAACAUUUAUAUCUUCCUUGAACUUUGCAGCAGAAAGUCUUUGGCGCACAUCUGGAAAGCCAGACAUACGUUGACAGACCCCGAAGUGCGUUACUACCUCAAACAGAUUAUAUCCGCUCUCAAAUACCUCCACAACAAAGGCAUCCUCCACAGAGACCUCAAACUAGGUAACUUUUUCGUGAAUGAAAAUAUGGAUUUAAGAUUAGGAGACUUUGGGCUGGCAGCGAAGUUGGAAACCGUUGAGCAGAGAAAAAAGACCAUCUGUGGUACUCCAAACUACUUGGCACCAGAGGUCUUAAACAGACAAGGUCAUGGGACCGAGUCAGAUGUUUGGUCACUAGGUUGCGUAAUGUACACGCUGCUUUGUGGAAAUCCGCCUUUUGAAACCUUAGACUUGAAAGAGACCUACAAAUGUAUUAAAGAAGUGAAAUACACCCUUCCUCAGUCUCUCACUCCAGCUGCACAGAAGCUGAUCUCUGCUGUCCUACAGAAAAACCCAAGCGAUCGACUCACGCUGGAUCAGAUACUGGCACACGAGUAUUUCACAAAGGGCUACACUCCAGAAAAACUCCCUCCGAGCAGCUGCGUGAUGGCACCUGAAUUGAACCCGCCCAGCCCUGCCAAGAAAUUCUUCACCAAGAUGGCGAAGAGCCUCUUUGGCAAGAAGAAAUCUAAAGUGGUUGAGAAGACCCCAUGUGAGGAGAAAGAUGACAUCUCAAAACUGGUGUCGGGCAUGGUCAAGCACUCCAUCGGUCGACAGAUGAGCUACAAGACUAUGGGUGUGAAUGAGGCCACAUCCCCAACGGUUCAACUUGCAAGCUCCGGUCCUCAGGACACCCCAGCCGAGGAGGAGUCUAGGAAAUCUGCAUCCCGUUCUUUUAAAGGCACCGUCGCCAGCAGCACUGAUGCUUCCGAUGAUAUCCCAACCCCUGCUGUCGUCGCCGAGUCUGCCAUGAAGGUUCUCAACAACUGCUUGUCUUCCAUGCCGACAGCUUCAAGAAACCCACCGUGUCUCUCUAAACCCAAGCCUUUCGUCUGGGUAACCAAGUGGGUGGACUACUCCAACAAAUACGGCUUCGGUUACCAACUCUCUAAUCAAAAUGUCGGCGUCCUCUUCAACGAAGGCACUCACCUGAGCUUGUGUGACCAACGCAGAACUGUACGUUACUGUUUGACAAACAACAAGCACUUCACCUUCCCGGCUGAGGCGUUGCCAGAGAAGCUCCAGAGUCAAAAACACAUUGUGGAUUUGAUGGCUAACUACAUGGAGCAGAACUUGAUGGAGGGUGGAGACAUCAACUGUGAUGACCAGCCACCUCCAAGCUCAUCUCCAUUAUUGCUGCAGUGGAUUAAGACUGAUCACGCCUUAGUCAUGCUCUUUGACAACCGAACCCUACAGGUGAACUUUUACACGGAUCACACAAAGGUCAUCUUAAGCAAGAACUCGGACUCGUCAUACCUGCUGACGUUUAUUAGCAAGGAUCGCACCUCUUAUUCUUAUCCUCUGAGCGUGCUGUCCGAAUGGGGCUGCUCCUCUGAGCUUCGCCAGCGGCUUCAUUAUGUGGUACAGCUUCUUCAGCACUACACCAACGCGUAACGGACUUUACGAACCUGUGGAACCGGCGUUCCGCUUCGUAUUUGCUGCUUAACGCUUCAUUUUCAGAAGCAAAAAAAAGACUAAACGAAAUUAGGGGAAAAGCUUCCACAUUGCCACGAAGAUCUCCUGUCCUUGGCCCUCAGCUGGCCUCUUUGAACUAUGGUGCACUAUUUUGAUUUCCGUUUCUUUGAUUUCGCAACUGAGCCCACACCGACAGUAUCACACUACCAGCUUGACUCACAGUGUGCACGACCAAAAUCCGAGCCUGUUAUUUUUCGUUUUUAGCUGGACUGAAGUGCAGAUGGCAUAAAACUCACCGGGUUCUUAAGCGACCGGCUUUGCUCAAGUGUCCGAACACUUGCAAGACGGUCUUGGCUUUUAUGCUCGAUCACUUGGCUUUUUUAAGAAGACAUUUUAUUUCACUAAGUAGCACACAGAGCUACGAACACCAAAUGGUUAUUCUUUUAAAAAGUUUUAAAGAUGGCAGAGGUGAAUGGCUGAGGUCGGCUAUCGGACGAACUGCAGUUCAUGGAGGAGUGACUAAAGUGCCUUUCCGAUGGAUUCCUCUGUGCAAUAACGGGCCCUUCUGGAUCUCGAGCUGAAGUCACGAAGGGAACGAGAGGGGCUGAAGAAAUCGGUUCGAAUUUGAUUUGGACAGGAGUGUGGGAAGGAAAAAACACUACAAAUACACACCCGAUAUAAGCUUUUUGCUCUUAAAAAAGUGAUUAUAUCCUUAAUGUCUGUACUUGAGGAAAAAGACUAUGUAUUCAGUGUGCCUCCAGCUUUGUUUACUUUACAAGCUCCAUCAUAAGUAACCAUAAUGUCCUCGAAACUGUGACCUGGCUGUAAGUGUUAAAUAAGUGUUCAAAAUACCAACAUUGUGAAAGCCAUUACCCUCUCAGACAAAUCCUUACUAGUAUUAUCUAAUUAAUUGUGGCACGUGUUCUAUUUAUUUUUUUAUUUAUAGUUUUUUAUUUAUUGAUGUAACAUAAUUGUACGGUGUCAACACUGGGAAAUGUUCAGUAUGAUCACUUUUUAUGUAUUGGGAGAGUGGGAGGAAUAAAGUUUAUUGAAAAUAUAA